UUUUAUUUCUUAUCCUUACGACGAUUUAUAUUAUUAGAUCCACUGCCGGGAUUUUCUUAUGGCGAUCAAAUUUUUGGAGCAUCAGAAUUGAAUGUCGCAGCUUCCUCUGCUAUUGAAGGGUUGCCUGAUGAACAACGUACCUCUCCUAUUCGCCGGACUUUUCUGCUUUUUAUUCUCUUUGAAUUUGUUAUUAUCGUUGCUUUCUGGCUAUUGUAUAUUCGGACUCUUGGAGAUUUUUCCAAAGCUAUGGCUGAUCAAGUUAUCCACAUGCAGUUCAACACAACUCUAUUUGAUGUUCAAAUCAUUUCUGUUUGUCGGUUCAGCUUUCUUGAAGUGGCCUAUGGUGCUUUUCGUACAAGUCGGCGUUGGCCUUCAGCGUCAUGGACCGCUAUCACAACAGUGUACAUGCUCGCCAAAUGCAUGGUCUUCGCGACUUCACAAAGGGGUGAUCCACUGGCUUAUACGGACUUAAUUCUGCCCAUUGUAAUGACUUGGAUUGGCACUCUCAUCCUGGAAUGUCGAGUUCUACCCCAGGAGAGGCGAGCCAAACGAAUUGUGAACACGUUUCAACGAUUUACUCCGGACUUCCUCUCCGCCGUGGACGCCCAGUCGGCAUAUUUAGGCUCCGUGCAACAGUGGGUGGGUCGGGCAGCAACUGCGCGUGGUAUUCCCAGCAUUUAUGGGUCUCCUGAGGGCUCUCUCAUGUCAUACCCUGAGUCCCCGACAACCAGUCCGAAGUAUACUCUCCUCAAUGCCAAUGAUGCGACGGUGGAUGUUGCGGCUCUGUUGACAAGAGCUGAGAACCUGCGUCAGACGACAUGGAAUAUCUACGAAGAUACGGUGUGGAAUGAAUCUGAAGCCUCAAUGCCCAUGUUAACUGGGCCUCACAUCACCUCAGCGAAUUUUACCGCUUUUGGUGAACAUACCGUUUUCCGAAUGGAUGCAGUACUACACGCUCGACCAAAGACCAUGUUUGAUGAUCUCGUAUAUGAGUUCGAGUUCUCGCCCAUUUGGAAUUCUUCAAUUUCCUCUGCCAGAAUUCUCCAAAAGUUUCCCCACGAAGAGCUCGACAUUGUCCAUACUACCCUGAAGGAAGCUCUUGGAGGUUUGAUCAAGCCCAGGGACUUUGUAAUGAUGCGAGCCUGGGGAGUCAACGAUGAAGUCUACUACGUUACAGCGUCCUCUGUGACGCAUCCGAAAUGUCCACCUGUGAAUGACUGCAUUCGGGCCGAUCAGCUGAUCAAUUCAUUCUUUCUACGGCCGAGUGGCAAUCUUUGCCAUUUGACAAUCAUCACCUGUUUCGACAUUAAAGGAUGGCUCUCAAGACAUGUGAUAUCGAGAGGUGCAAAGGCCUCGCUUAAUAACCUCUACAAAGAUCUCCAAAAUCGCGCAAUUUCUUUAGAUGCCGAUGUAGGAAGUAGCCAAGAUGCUUCUCGAUUACCGGUGCUUGAAGAGGCCUGCUAG
Rodentolepis nana is the source of this 1464-nucleotide messenger RNA. The record is from the annotation of a GenBank genome assembly. Lineage: Eukaryota; Metazoa; Platyhelminthes; Cestoda; Cyclophyllidea; Hymenolepididae.